UUCAGUCAAAUUUUUCCCGUUGAACGCGCAUGUUUGCGCCACCUUGUCACUCUAAACGCGAUUUACAACCAGAAAAUACCCCAAAAUGUACAAAUAAAACGAUAAAAAACCAAUCGGCAAACGAAAAUAAAAAAACACCUCUCAUUUAAUACAGAAAACCAUCGGGAGUUGUGAUUUAACAAAAUAACUGCAGCUGUGAGUCCCGACGCCAGGCGCAGGCUAGAGCGAGACAACGCUAUCGUCCGUGUGUGUGCAAUUUGUUGAUAGUAUUUCCUGUUGUUGUUGUAAAAAAUGCGCCGCUUGCAGCCGAACAACAACAAAAAGAACUGAAACAGCAAAAAGAACGGCGUAUGCCGGCAAAACAAGCGUAAACGUAAAUUCGAUUGAUGAAAAAGGCGCAGAAUAAGAAAAACAAGAAGCAUGCACAAAUCGCCAAAGAAUACACAACAAAAGUGGAGUGAGCAUUAGUCGCGUGCGUAUGUAUGUGUGCUGUGUUGUGUGCGCGUUAACUGCGUGAGUGUGAGUGCCAAGGAAGAGGAGCCACAAACAUAAACGAAAAAAGUGGAAGGAAAUCGAAAGCCAAGAUGUUGUAAACAAAAACUUGGUAAAUUCAUAUUACCUGCAAACGCCAACGACGGUUUCCAGUUCAAUCAGCGCUUAAAAUACACAGAAAAUGGCCAGCGAGGGAAGAAACAAUAUCAGCAGUGGUUUCUAUAUGUGGAGCUGGGUAAUCUUUGGACAUCUGAUACUUCAGCUGAUUGGAAGCACAGUGGGAAGUCAAGCCCUCUCGUUCACCUUGGAGCCGCAGGAUGCCGUGGUGCCCGAGGGCCACUCAGUGCUGCUGCAGUGCUCGGGCAGUGCCACCCUGGGACGCGGAGCCAAGGGAAAGGCCAACUCGCCCGCUCCCGUGACUAUACGGUGGCGAGGACCCGAUGGCCAGGACCUGGUCAUAGUGGGUGACACGUUGCGAACGCAGUUGAAGAACGGAUCCCUGUACAUCAGCUCUGUGGAGGAGAAUCGUGGAUUGACGGGCGCCUAUCAGUGUCUGUUGAGUGCCGACGGCGUGGGCAGUGUGCUCAGUCGUCCGGCUCUGGUGGCCAUUGCCCGGCAGCCGGAUCUGAAUCAAGACUUUCUGGAGACCUAUCUUUUGCCCGGACAGACGGCCUACUUCCGGUGUAUGGUGGGUGAAUCCAGUUGGCAGGAGGGUGUCAAGCACACAGUGCAGUGGUUCAAGGAUGACCUGCCGCUGCCGCUGGACAAGCUGCGCAUGGUGGUCCUGCCCAACGGAGCCCUGGAGAUUGAUGAGGUCAAUGCGGCGGACCGCGGCUCCUACCAAUGCAACGUCACCUCCGGCAGCCUGUCCCGGCUGAGCAGCAAGACCAAUCUGAACAUCAAGAAGGGCACCGAGCCGGGGGCGGAGAAUGCAGUGGCGCCCUCGUUUCUCGUGGGACCUUCACCCAAAACUGUGCGCGAGGGCGACACGGUCACCCUGGACUGUGUGGCCAACGGAGUGCCCAAGCCGCAGAUUAAAUGGCUGCGCAAUGGUGUGGACUUGGAUCUUAACGAUCUGGAUUCGCGCUUCUCCAUCAUUGGAACUGGCUCGCUGCAAAUCUCCAGCGCCGAGGACAUAGAUUCAGGGAACUACCAGUGCCGGGCUAGCAAUACUGUGGACUCUUUGGAUGCCCAGGCCACAAUGCAGGUCCAGGAGCCGCCCAAGUUCAUCAAGGCGCCCAAGGAUACCACCGCUCAUGAGAAAGACGAACCAGAGCUGAAGUGCGACAUCUGGGGUAAGCCCAAGCCCACCAUUAAGUGGCUGAAGAACGGUGAUCUCAUCACGCCCAACGACUACAUGCAACUGGUGGAUGGUCACAACUUGAAGAUCCUGGGCCUGCUCAACUCCGAUGCCGGAAUGUUCCAGUGCGUGGGCACCAAUGCCGCCGGCAGUGUCCAUGCUGCAGCCCGUCUGCGGGUGGUGCCACAAGGAGUGAAAAUCAAAAAACGUAAAAACCAAGGCCAGUCCACCAAAUCCCUGCAGACCUUAGACAAUCCCACCAAGCGACGCAAACCAUUUAAUUCUGGUGAGCAGCUGCGUACCAAGUCCGGUGGCAGUCUCCGCUUUUCAAACGAAGACGAUGACGAUGACCUGGACAACGACGACGACGACGAUUCUAGUACGACUCGCAUAAGGAUGCAACCGCUCAACGAUCGCCGGUUUGAGAUUAUGAACGCAGCGAGUGCUCUGAGGAAGGAGAGUGCCCAGAGUUACGAGGACGAUGACGACAAUGACGAUAACUAUGACGAUGACGAUCCCGCGGCCAUUGCUGCUGCCCAGGCGGCGUACAAGAAAGGCGAGGAUCCACAGAAAAUACUGGACAACUGGCAGGAGAGCAAGAUCAAGAAAUCCCAGCAGCAGCAGCAAAAAAAAUCCUUCCCUGCUUCCCCAGAUUCCCCCGAACAGGAUUCCAGUGCAGCAAGUUCCUCCGGUGCCGGUAAACCCCUAAGCAGUGGACUCCAAGCCAGGCUGCCCAGCCAGCCGCGUGAUCUUGUGGCCCAGAUAGUGAAGCCACGCUUUGUGACCCUCAGCUGGGUGGAGCCCCUCCAGAAUGCCGGCGAAGUGGUCUACUACACGGUCUUCUACAAGAUGAACAACAGCGAGAGGGAACAAAAAAUGGUUACCAAAUCGCAUGACGAUCAACAGGUCAACAUUCAGUCUCUAUUGCCAGGCAGAACCUACCAGUUCCGUGUGGUGGCCAAUACAAAUUUCGGCAGCGGUGAAUCCUCUGCUCCACUGGAGGUCAGCACGCAGCCGGAGGUGAACAUUGCUGGGCCACCGCGCAGCUUCGAGGGCUAUGCCCGCAGUCACAAGGAGAUUUAUGUGCGUUGGGAGGAGCCGGCAGUGACCAAUGGGGAGAUACUCAAGUAUCGCGUUUACUAUUCAGAGAACGAUAGCGGCGCUGAUUUGUAUCACGACAGCACCACCAUGUUUGCCUUGCUCACAGAGCUGCGUCCACACACGGACUAUGUGAUCUCGGUGGUGCCCUUCAAUAGGAAUGGAAUGGGGGAUCCGUCGUCGGAGAUUCGGGUGAAGACAUUCUCUUCCACGCCCUCAGAGCCGCCCAAUAAUGUCACCCUAGAAGUAACCAGCUCAAGCUCUAUAACUGUGCAUUGGGAGCCACCGGCGGAGGAGGAUCGUAAUGGACAAAUAACUGGCUACAAGAUUCGCUAUCGCAAGUACAAGGACGCUCCCCAGGUGAAGAGCACACCGGCAAAUAUUCGUUACUUCGAGCUGAGCAGCCUGGAUCGCAAUGCCGAGUACCAGGUGAAGAUUGCGGCCAUGACGGUCAACGGUUCGGGACCCUUUACAGAGUGGCAUCGUGCCAACACCCUGGAAAACGAUCUCGACGAGACCCAGGUGCCGGGCAAACCGAUUUGGAUUAAUAUUCACCCAGGAGCAGACAACAUAGCGCUCCACUGGGGUCCCCCGCAGCAGCCGGAGAUCAAGAUACGUAACUACGUGCUGGGCUGGGGUCGCGGCAUUCCCGAUGAGAACACCAUCGAACUGAAGGAAACGGAACGCUAUCAUAUUCUCAAGAACCUGGAACCCAAUAUGGAAUAUGUGGUUUCCUUGCGGGCGCGAAACGUUAAGGGUGACGGCGUACCCAUCUACGAUAACAUAAAGACCCGCGACGAGGAGCCUGUGGAUGCACCCACGCCGCUGGAGGUGCCUGUGGGACUGCGCGCCAUCACCAUGUCCAGCUCCUCCAUUGUGGUCUACUGGAUUGACACGAUGCUGAACAAGAACCAGCAUGUGACGGACAAUCGUCACUACACGGUCAGCUAUGGCAUCACGGGAUCCAGUCGGUAUCGCUACCAUAACACCACCGAUCUCAACUGCAUGAUCAACGAUCUGCGGCCCAAUACGCAGUACGAAUUUGCCGUGAAGGUAGUGAAGGGUCGCCGGGAGUCGUCCUGGUCCAUGUCCGUGCUGAACCAGACGCAUCAAAAUGUGCCGGUUACGCCGCCCCGCGAGGUCACUGUACGCCUGGACGAGCAAAAUCCGCCCACAGUUAUCAUCCAGUGGAUGCCGCCAAAGCACACAGUGGGUCAGAUCACUGGCUAUAACAUUUACUACACCACGGACACCACAAAGCGAGACAGGGACUGGUCCAUAGAGGCUUUUGCCGGAGAGGAAACCUCGCUGAUGCUGCCUAAUCUAAAGCCCUACACCACCUAUUACUUCAAGGUGCAGGCACGGACAACCAAGGGCAACAACAAUGCUCCAUUCUCGGCGCUGGUGUCUUACACCACCAGUGCGGCGGUCAUAAUGCAGGAGGCGGACACCAUAGCCAAGGGAAUUGACAACGAGAAGCUGCUGUACAUCAUUGUAGGAGCCACUGCUGUGGUGUUAGUGGUGGUGCUCUUGGGUAUACUGCUGCUCUGCCGGCGCAAGCCGCAAUCUUCGCCUGAGCAUACCAAGAAGAGUUACCAAAAGAACAAUGUUGGGGUACCAAAGCCACCAGAUCUCUGGAUACACCAUGACCAAAUGGAGCUGAAAAACAUCGACAAGGGCUUGCACACCGUGACGCCUGUUUGCAGCGAUGGAGCUUCUAGCAGCGGUGCUCUGACUCUGCCACGUUCGGUGGUUCACAGCGAAUACGAGGUGGAGACACCAGUUCCACCUCAUGUGACCAAUUCGUUAGACAAGCGUUCCUACGUGCCGGGUUAUAUGACCACCUCGAUGAACGGAACAAUGGAGCGACCGCAGUAUCCACGCACUCAAUACAGCCACCAGAACCGUUCCCACAUGACCAUGGAGGCAGGCCUGUCCCAGCAGAGCCUCACCCAGCCGCAGAGCAGCUCGAUGGCCCAGACGCCUGAGCAUCCCUACGGCGGCUACGAUGCCAAUUUCUGCAAUGCGGGCAACGGAGCAGCUGGCGGCAAUGGCUGUGUGUCCACCAUUGAGAGUGCCAAGCGCGGGCAUCCGCUGAAGAGUUUCAGUGUCCCGGGACCACCGCCCACAGGCGGAGCCACGCCCAUUAACAAGCACACCCCUGCAGUCACAAUACGUCCACAAAACCAAUCGCCCUACAAGAAGCCAUCGUUCUCGGCAGCCACACCGAAUCGCCUGCAAAGCGGCGGCUCGGUGGCCCACUCAACCGAUGAGAUUCAAAGACUGGCCCCCAGCACAUCCACCGAGGAGCUCAACCAGGAGAUGGCCAAUCUGGAGGGGCUGAUGAAGGAUCUAAGCGCCAUCACGGCGAACGAAUUCGAGUGUUAACCGGCUGAAAGUAUUAGUCAUCGUCAAACAAUAGAUGUUACUUGUUUUUUAGUUUCUGUUUUUUUGUAUAUUGAGUUAACUCGAAUUUGUGAACCGCAACCGACUUGAAUUGAGUUAAGUUACCUUACCCGGUGGGAGGUCCGUUUAGUUUUUAGUUAAUCAAAUGUGCGAUAUAUUAAUGUAAAUACGAACGAAGCCGCCAUAUACGUUUUGUAAGUCUAGAUACCCACAUUCAUACCUAUAAAUAUAGCAGCUAAGCCUAGUUAAUUAUCGUAUAAGGAAGGGAGAGUGUAAAAACGAGGAAAUGGAACAGAUUUCAACGAAGAAGAGGAGCCUUCACUGUGCAGGAUAUCUGUCUCUGAACUGCCACACACCAUAUUUCAUACUUACCACACACACUUGCAUCAGCAUCUUAAUUUCGUAGUCUAAGUCCAACAUACAUAUGCCAUUCUAUAUACAUAGGCGAACUAAGCUAAGUUUCAUACUAGUAAAGACCCUAAGAACGUAUUUCUACUGCUACUUACUAUAUAAUCCCCACAAACAAUCAAAAACAAUUCGAUCUAGACUUGCGCCUCUUAAAGUGUUCUCUCCCCUGUUUGUUUUUAUCCCCUCACAAUCAUGCAUGACUUGGAUACGUGCCAUUCAAACACCAGCCCCACGCAAUUACUUAAGCCAUAAAGUCAAGUUAUAGACUGUAAGCCAGCAAAGCAUUUACGAUUUCAACUAAAUACUAUUGAUUAAUGCCACAAAAUAAACUUUUUUAAAAGAUUUUGAUGUGUUCAAAAUGUUAAUUGCCAAGAAAGUUUAAUAAUUUUAUGCGUUGUUCGUCAUGGAACGCUCUCUGUAUUCAACAAUGCUUUGCACAAUAAUCUCAUUACACUCAGCAAUAAAAAAAAAACAAAUGCAGAGGGAAAUGCAUUUGAAAAUUGUGAAAUUUUAAUGUGUAUCGAACGUCAAACUUUGUAAUCAAAAGUGAAAUUUGCUAAAUAUAUAAAGAAUAUGUGAAAGGAA
Drosophila kikkawai is the source of this 6289-nucleotide messenger RNA. It is a transcript of the gene fra, whose product is annotated as neogenin protein frazzled. The record is from RefSeq and is a predicted model, not a curated record. NCBI's taxonomy places the organism in Eukaryota, Metazoa, Arthropoda, Insecta, Diptera, Drosophilidae. Gene Ontology annotation, cellular component: cell surface; axonal growth cone; plasma membrane. Gene Ontology annotation, biological process: neuron migration; axon guidance; cell-cell adhesion. Gene Ontology annotation, molecular function: protein binding.